AUGCGGAUGUCGGGUAGCGAUGCGGUAGUUGAGGGUCACGAACAGACUGGAUCGGGCGCUCGUGGACAGAGGUGCUAUCCUCGGAUGUUCGCGGCCCCGUGUGGUGAUCGCCGAGGAGGUGUCGCAAGGAGGCACCGAUGGCGGGUUGUGUGGCUCAAUCCCGGUGGCGCACGGAGAGUCAAUUGUUCAGCCCAGACACCUCCUCCGGCUUGGCCGGGCCGAGCUGCCGUCGAUUCUGACAGUAAAUUGUGGGAGGGACCGAAACCCAUUUCAAUUGUUGGAUCCACUAGCUCCAUUGGAACACAGACAUUGGAUAUAGUUGCUGAAAAUUCGGAUAAGUUUAAGGUUGUUGCUCUUGCCGCUGUUUCUGUUCGUGACGAGUCGCUUAUCGAUGAGCUCAAGGAGGCUCUAGCUGAUGUUGAAGAAAAGCUCGAGAUCAUACCGGGAGAGGAGGGAAUCAUUGAGAUCGCUCGGCAUUCAGAUGUUGUUACUGUGGUGACGGGGAUUGAUGGAUGUGCAGGUUUUGAAGCCUACUGUAGCCGCCAUAACAACAGGAAAAGACAUAGCUUUGGCUAA
Molecule: messenger RNA, 576 nt
Organism: Striga hermonthica
Lineage: Eukaryota; Viridiplantae; Streptophyta; Magnoliopsida; Lamiales; Orobanchaceae
Source: the annotation of a GenBank genome assembly